Molecule: messenger RNA, 992 nt
Organism: Etheostoma spectabile (orangethroat darter)
Lineage: Eukaryota; Metazoa; Chordata; Actinopteri; Perciformes; Percidae
Gene: oip5
Product: opa interacting protein 5
Exons: 5
Coding region: 287-820 (177 amino acids)
Biological process (GO): CENP-A containing chromatin assembly; chromosome segregation
Cellular component (GO): chromatin; chromosome, centromeric region; nucleus
Source: RefSeq, a predicted model, not a curated record
UCGGUUAGCUAUGUCUAACGCUUGAAUAUAUUUAAAAUGAGUAGCGUUACAUCAUUACUUUGGCAUAAACUUAUUUAGUUUUCACUUGUCGUUUACAACGAAUGUCCUUUGGCAGUAUAUCGGCAUGUCUCAAAUCACUCCAGAUGGGGGCAGUGUUACACCGAGCAUGCCGAGAUGAAAAACACAAGGAAGAGACGUCCUGUUGGCUGGUCCUCCUGAGUUCAAAUUUACAAGCGGGACAAAUAGCUAUCUAUCUAGGCUCUGUAGUCUGUAAAAUUUCAAUAACAUGGAAUUUGACGAGAGCGUCUUAAUCCAACGUACAAACGCUGCAAAGCUAGCUACAGAGGCAGAAGCCAGGCAGCGGAUGACUCUCCACUGUCAGCAAUGCAACACGGUCCUGGGGGACUCCCUCGGCGUCUGUGGGGAGAUUACAUGUCUGGACGCUAUCGUGUGUAUAAGAGUAACCGAGGAUGUGGUCAUUAGUGAUGCAGUGGAGUCAGGAGAUAAAGAUGUAAUGGCUAAUUGCAUCUACAGUUCUCUAAUAUGCCGCGGCUGCCGCUGGGCUGUGGGGAAAGUCAUUCACUCCGCCCCGUCGCGUUUGGCCACGGUUCGCGCCAUGUUCCUCCUCUACAAAGCAAACACCAGUUGUUACAUCCUCAACAGCUGCUCAAUGGUGAAGGCAUCCACACUUACAUUUGAUCUGAAGCCCCUCAGCGAAAGCAUGAAUAAGGUGAGGCAGCAGUUUGAAGGGCACUUGGAUCAGAUCUCUCUCUUUAAGAGCAGACUGGCUGACAGAAGAGUGACCAGGGAAUUUGUCUAGUAGUAUGAACAUGCCAUCUCCACUGUGCCUAGUCCUGGGAUUAGGGAUAUUAGUUCUAUAGUCUGCUCCCCAAUCCCUCUUGCAUUCUUGUUUGUGUUCUAAUUUGUGUUUUUUCUGUUUUCAUUAAACGUUUGACAAUGCAGGAAUUGCCUUCUGCGUUAUUCAUUAGUUA